Molecule: messenger RNA, 1206 nt
Organism: Macrobrachium nipponense
Lineage: Eukaryota; Metazoa; Arthropoda; Malacostraca; Decapoda; Palaemonidae
Exons: 6
Coding region: 115-912 (265 amino acids)
Source: RefSeq, a predicted model, not a curated record
CGGAACCUAGUUGAGGAUAUAAACGCGAGUGACUGGUAGUUCUGGGGGCCAGGCUGUCGUUAUCCAAAGCGUCAUUGCAUUACAGAUCUGGGUCUCUAGGAGGAAGGAUUCGAAAUGAGGGUCCGUUCCGCAUUGCUCUUACUGGGAUGCUUAGGAGGAGCGCUGGCUGCUCUUCCGACCAAGGACUCACAAGCGAAGGAUUCUUCGAAGGUCCUGUUGAAGAGAGACGAUCAGCAUCAUCACGCGCAUACGGCCCCUGCUCUACCCCCAACUGGCGACAGUUAUUCUUCCUACACACCAACUGCUGGUGCCAGUGCCCCAGCUGCUUCCGGUGGUCAUUACUACUACUACCAUCCAGUCGAGGAGCCGAAACCAGCGGCAAUGGAGGACGACCAAAAGAAAGAUUACUGUCCAGUUGAUACCGUCUUGGCCCCCAUCAUCGUCAUCACCGUCUUUGCCGGAGUCCUGGCAGGAAACGCCCUCGGUAUGAUUCCUAGAGUUCGCUUCCAGCUGCCUCAGGCCACAAUCAACGCCAUAAAUGCCCUGAAACCCGACCCCCUGGGUAUCAAGCCCGACAUCAUAGGACCCGCUAACGCCUUCAUUCCCGCAGACGGAACUGGAAGAAGGCUAAUGACUGACGACGGUCCAGACCUCAUGGGCAAUGCUACCCAAAUGGCUCUCGAUCAGAUAACAACUUUUGUGCUGGACACCAUCGAGACAGACGACUGUGGGUCGAGGUUCAUUUGCGAGGCAGGGAAAUAUGCUGAUGGACGCAAAAAAUUCCUUGGCCUCAUGCACUUCAUGACGCCGCCUAUCUACAGAAACAAGAUCAAGGUGUUCAAGGAUUCGGCUCUCAAGAAAUCCGACUGCCGGAAGUUCAAGUGUGGAUACACUGACGGAAAGAAAAUCUGAGGCGAAGGAAUCUCAAAAUGCCGCGGAAGACCGUAAGAUUGUUGGAGUUUUCUUUCAACAAAAUGCAUCUUCUCUUUUCUGUAUGACCUGACACUGUGUCUUCAGGAUACUGCCAAGGAAUUCGUAACAGUAAUUAGUUUGUUGCUUUAUAUUGCCACUAAAUUGUUAAGAUCUCCAGUAAUACUAACGAGAUAAGAAUAAUAAUUUCCUCAUCAUAGGAUUGCCCUCCGUUGCUGGCUGAAAAAAAUAUGAUUACUUUAAAAUAUCAUUACUUUAAUUUAAAAGUCAUUUUUC